AUGGCUUCACCGUCGCUUGACGGCGGUCAUCCGAGCGGUAGAGCUUCCCGGCGGCAACAAGCUCCGUCGCUCGAUGUCACGGCCGCCCAGUCCUCAUCCCAGACUGCUCUUAUGACGGAAGAAUCGGAGUCAGGAACGGUGCAAGAAUCUCGCUCGUCGUCAUCGACAAACUCUCCCGCUCCAAACGACAACGAGGAGUCGGACUUUUUUCUCGCCCCCAACGAUUCAGAGUCAUCUCUUGGUGUCUCCAACCUUCAGGAUAUGCACGUAGUCGACGAUGGCGACGAAAACGUGUGCAUCUCCCCCGUCAACCGGUUGCCAAACGAAAUUCUGAUUUCCAUUUUUGCAAAACUGGGGUCCUCUGCAGACCUGCUGCACUGCAUGCUUACCUGCAAGCGGUGGGCUCGAAACUCGGUCGACCUUCUUUGGCAUCGGCCAGCUUGCACCAACUGGGGACGUCAUAAGUCGAUCUGCCAAACCCUCGGGCUGCCCAACCAGUACUUUCACUACAAGGACUUCAUCAAGCGCCUAAACCUAGCGUCCAUCGCUGAUAAAGUCAGCGACGGGAGCGUCUUGCCUCUUGCUGUUUGCAACCGCAUUGAACGCUUGACGCUGACAAACUGCAAGAGCUUGACCGACAUUGGCCUUAUUCCGCUUAUACAGGAUAGCCAUCAUCUUCUCGCCUUGGAUAUUUCUGGAGACGACCAGAUAACCGAAGCCACCAUGUUUGCCAUCGCAGAACAUUGCAGGAGACUGCAAGGUCUUAAUGUUUCGAGUUGUACGAAGAUCUCUAACGAAGGCUUGAUUAAGCUUGCAGAGAGUUGCAAAUAUAUUAAGCGGAUCAAGCUUAACGACUGUUCCCAGCUGACGGACGAUGCGGUUCGUGCCUUUGCGGCGCACUGUCCCAACAUCCUCGAGAUUGAUCUCCACCAAUGCAGGCUUAUUACGAACGACCCUGUCACAGAGCUCCUGGCACAAGGCCAAACCCUGCGUGAAUUACGCUUGGCCAACUGUGAGCUCAUAAGUGACAGUGCCUUUCUGAACCUGCCUCCUGAGCGGGUUUAUGAACACCUCCGAAUUCUCGAUCUGACAUCUUGCAUUCGACUGACGGAUCAGGCUGUGGACCGGAUCAUCACGGUGGCUCCGCGUUUGCGCAAUCUUGUCCUCGCAAAGUGCCGCAAUAUCAGUGAUAGUGCCGUCAACUCGAUUGCAAGAUUGGGAAAAAAUUUGCAUUAUGUUCACCUGGGACACUGCAGUCAAAUCACCGACGUGGCUGUGAAGAAGCUAGUGCAGUGCUGCAACCGUAUCCGGUACAUCGACCUCGGCUGCUGCGUACAUCUGACGGACGAUUCCGUAACUCGCCUUGCUACCCUGCCCAAACUGAAACGUAUCGGUUUAGUGAAGUGCAGCAACAUCACAGACGAGAGCGUCAAUGCGUUAGCAAGGGCGAACCAACGGCAUCGGCAACGGCGUGACAUGGACGGGAACGUCAUCGAUAACCAGUACUACAGUCACAGCAGUUUGGAGCGCGUUCACCUGAGCUACUGUACCUCACUCACUAUUCGGGGCAUCAUCAAGCUCCUCAAUUCGUGUCAUCGUCUCACUCACCUCAGUUUGACGGGCGUUCCAGCUUUUCUUCGAGAGGAUCUUGGCCGUUUCUGUCGAAGCCCACCUCCAGAAUUCACGCUUCACCAACGCGAAGUGUUUUGUGUUUUUUCUGGCGAAGGUGUUUCUGAAUUACGGGAACAUUUGAAUAACCAACCUGGUUAUGCUGCAUUCCGCGACCGCCCACAAGUCGUCUCGGCGAUACCGACCCACCUCAGGACGAAUGUCGAUUACCUAGCUCCUGCGUCGAAUGCUGCGAAUGGCCAUUUACUGAAUUUUGACGAGACGGAGGCAGACGCCCCUACUGAUGACGACGGUAUGGAUGAAGGAAGUGAAAUGGUCGUCGAUGUACCACCACCACCAGGAGGGAUUGGGCCGGUUGCUGGAACUGGCACAAAUAAUGCCAGCACUGUGCCUAUCCCCCCACCAACAACUGUUCCAUAUGUCGUAUCUGCCGGGAACCCGUUACCAUAUAUGCCUAGGGGAUAUGUGCAACUAGUCAGGUUUCCAGAAGAUACGCAGGCAGCUUUACCGCAAACCCAGCCACCUAAUGCGCAUUUCCCCGGAGCGAUUGAUUCUGCGGAACUGGGACUUAUUCUGGCUUCGGAUGUUACGGUUAGUGACAGGUAUGAAGCCGGCCCAUCUCAGUACCCAAUGUCGGUUUCAUCAUCAGCCGCCAGUGUCGCUCCCGUGAGAGUACCGUUAUUUCAGGGAAACGCUCUUGCAGGACCAAGCACAGUAUCUGGCCAAAAUAACACCUACGCAUGGCAAUUACCUGCCGCGGUAACCGUCCAUGCUGCCACCGGCCCAACUGGCGCAAGCACAGCACCCGUGAUGCGACCCAGCUCGUCGCAAGACAACGGGCCCGAACCGCCAACCGGUGGAAGUAACGAAGGUGGUGCAUGA
Molecule: messenger RNA, 2511 nt
Organism: Sporothrix schenckii 1099-18
Lineage: Eukaryota; Fungi; Ascomycota; Sordariomycetes; Ophiostomatales; Ophiostomataceae
Product: F-box and leucine-rich repeat protein GRR1
Exons: 4
Coding region: 1-2511 (836 amino acids)
Molecular function (GO): protein binding
Source: RefSeq, a predicted model, not a curated record